GUUUAUUUACCCGUUCCUUCACUACUAUACGACCUCCUCCGCGGGAAAACCUAUCGAAAAAAAAAAUCAGAGGGAGCUUACGGCAUAGAGAGUUAACGAGGUCACGAGAAGAAAGGGGCACAUCUAGAGGAUGGCCAGAAUUAGAGAUAUCCAGCGGACUGCCGCUUUUACGUGGUCUCCGGGCACUGCUCCUUUUAUUGCAACGGGUACUCAAGCUGGUGCGGUUGCCGCUGAUUUUUCCGACAAUACCCAGUUGGAGCUGUGGGAUCUGGGUCUGGGAAAUGCCCAUGCCGGGGGUGAAUUAGCACCGGUUGCGUCAAUUACUACCGAUAGCAGGUUCUACGACAUAGCUUGGGGAAAGGUGUCCAAUGAUAAGCCUCGGGGAAUUAUUGCCGCAAUAGUGGGCAGUGAUCCAUUGAUCUCUCGGACAACAAAGCACAUGGGCUCUAUCAAAUCGCUCCAGUUCAACCCAUUCAAGUCCGAACUUCUUGCUACGGCAGGUGCGAAGGGAGAGCUAUACGUUUGGGAUCUCAACAACACCGAAAACCCUUUCCUUCUUGGAAAUAGGGCUGCUCGGGCUGACGACUUUGACUGCGUGGAUUGGAACAAGAAAGUUCCCCACAUCUUAGUUACCGGAGGAAACGGGGGUUUUGUGACAGUAUGGGACGUGAAAUCUAAGAAGGAAUCGCUGACAUUAAACAAUUUGGGCCGCAAGGCGGUCAGUGCUGUUGCCUGGCAUCCGGAACAGCAAACAAAACUUAUUACCGCUAUUCCGGACGACACCAAUCCGGUCAUAUUACUUUGGGAUUUAAGGAACUCAAAUGCUCCUGAGCGGACAUUAUCUGGUCACGAAUUGGGUGUACUAUCUCUUUCCUGGUGUAAACAGGAUCCAGACCUGCUCCUCUCUUGCGGUAAGGAUAAUAGAACGAUUUGCUGGAACCCACAGACAGGAGAGAAGCUUGGUGAAUUCCCAGUGGUCACCAAUUGGACUUUCAAGACUCAGUGGAAUCCCAGGAAUCCAAGUCUUUUAGCUACUGCCUCAUUUGAUGGAAAGAUUGUUGUCCAAACUCUCCAAAACACAAACCCGACCUCGUCGCAAACCGAUAACUUAGGCGCCACACAACCUGAUACUGAUGACUUCUUCUCUAGAGCAAGCAACGCUCAAACCUCCUCAUUUACUCUUAAGCAGCCACCGAAGUGGCACUGCCCGCCCGUGGGUGCAUCAUUUGGGUUUGGCGGUAAGCUGGUCAGUCUCACAUUUCCAGAGCCUCAGGCUGGCCAACCUCGUCGGUCUGUAGUAAAAAUCUCGACCUUCGCUGUCGAUUCCGGGGUUAGUUCGGCUACCAAGAGCUUUGAGAAGGCGUUGAGUGAAGGCAACCUUGUGAACGUCUGUGAUUUAAGGAGUCAGGAUGCGAAAACCGAUGAGGAGAAGGCGGAUUGGAAGAUUCUUAGGACAUUAUUCGAGGGGAAUCCUCGGGAGAAGUUGAUUGAGUAUCUCGGAUUCAAAGAGGAGGAUUUGGAAGAUACAGACGCAGGGGUGGACACAAAGAGCACCGAUGGUGAAGGUGAAAACCAGAGCUUGGACCAGUCAGAUGGCCCAGCUGCCCAUGACAAACGGCUUUCAUCAUUCUUUGCGGAUGCUGGCGCCGAUUCUGAAAACUUUUUGGCGGAUCUCUCCUCCAUUCAAUCUACUCGUGGGGCGAAGGCGAACAAUCCUUUCCAAAUAUUUACAGGAAACGAAUCUGAGGCGGACAGGAAGAUCACUCGCGCACUUGUUUUGGGCCAGUUUGAAAAGGCCGUUGACGUUUGCUUGAAGGAAGACCGCAUAUCUGAUGCAUUCAUGCUGGCAAUCUGCGGAGGAGAAAAGUGCAUCGAAAAGGUCAAAACUGCAUACUUUACGAAGAAUGUUAAAGGCCCAAACUAUCUGCGUGUCCUAGCUUCUAUUGUUGGAAAGAAUCUCUGGGACGUAGUCCACAAUGCGGACCUCGCCAAUUGGAGGGAGGUGAUGGUCGCUCUCUGCAGUUUUGCGGACGAAAAGGAUUUCCCAGACCUUUGUGAGGCCUUGGGCGACAGACUUGAGCAAGAAUUGGGGCUCGCAGAAGGAAAAAAGGAAGCCCGAAAGCAUGCAUCCUUCUGUUACCUGGCAGGUUCGAAGCUUGAAAAGGUUGUUGAUAUCUGGAUUGAAUCGCUCUAUGAGGGUGAGAAAGCUGGUUUAGAAGAGACUUCUGAUGAUUCAGCAUUUGCCAUUCACGCCCGCUCUCUUCAAAACUUCAUUGAAAAGGUUACUGUGUUCCGGGAAGCAGUCAAGUUCUCGGACGAAGAAAAAAACCUCUCCGGUGGCUGGAGGCUCCGUGUCCUUUAUGAGAAGUAUUGUGAGUACGCGGACGUAGUUGCCUCUCACGGACAACUAGAGGUUGCGGAGAGGUAUCUGGAUCUUCUCCCGACCAAUUAUCCUGCAGCCACGGUAACUAGAAAUCGGGUGAAGGAAGCUUCCGGGAAGGGAGUGACUGCGGCACAAGCUCGCAAGCCACAGCAACCUGUCGCAACUGGAUAUGGUUCCCAGCAACAUCAAGCAUCUAGCUCACCGUACCAACCUCAGCAGCCAGCAGCCGUGGCUACUGGUCUUGCCAAUCCCUAUGCACCACCAGCGCCAGUGGCAGCUCCCGUCAAUCCAUAUGGUGCACCGACAACCACGCCACAGCCCGGCCCAUAUGCUCCACCUGCCCCACCAGCUGGAGCGAACCCCUAUGCUCCCCCGACAGUGACUCAAGGAUACAAACCAGGUCCCUAUCAAUCUACCCAGCCAGCUCAAAUCUCUGGGCAAUAUGGAACCGGAUAUCCUGGAUACAAUGCCACUGGCUUUGGCCAGCCCCCCCCUCAGAGAAACUUCGGUCCCGCUACCUCAGUACCGCCUCCUUCCCAGGCAUCCAAUAUGGCUAAUUGGAACGAUACACCUAAUGUGACCAAAGUUCCUCGCCGCGGGACACCUUCCGCGACAGCACCAGUUACUUCUCCUUUCCCAGGCGCUCCAGGCGCACCAUCACCGCCAACGACGUCUAUGCCUUUUGGUGCACCUCCCCCCAGAGGGUCUUCUGCACCCCCUCCCCCCAAGAAUGCUGCACCCCCACAACGGGUCCAGUCUCCCGCCCAACACCAGUUCAGGUCCCAGUCUCCAGCUGCUCAGGCACAAGCACCUUAUUCCCCGGCUGCACAAGCUUUCCCCCCUUCGCAACCUAGCUAUGCUAGCGCCCCUCCUCCAACCGCGGCGGCGAGUAGGUAUGCCCCUGCCCCCGCAGCUGCAGACGCAGCUCCACAACCUCGCCAAGGUCAAGCACCACCCCCCCAGGGAGCUUUUAUAGGUGCAAGGCAAGUUGGACCGGGACCUCAAUACGCACCUCCGCCAACCGCCUUCGGCCAACCGCCAGCGCCAUCACCUUAUGCACCAGCGCCAUCUCAAAACCAGGGUGGCCAGUAUGGCGCACCCCCAGGACCUGGCCAAUAUGGACCCCCGCCUACCCAAAGACCACCAUCUCAACCCGCUCAAUUGGAGGCCGCCCCGCCACCAAAGGCACAGACACCAGUCCCACCUCCAUCCAAGCAUCCUGCAGGUGACCGAACACAUAUUCCUUCACAGUACCUUCCCAUUUUUGAGCUCUUGACUUCCGACUUCGAGAGAGUCAAGCAACGUGCUCCACCUCAAUUCCAACGUCCAGUCAAGGACACUGAGAGGAGGCUGAACAUACUGUACGACCAUAUCAACAAUGAAGAUGUUCUUUCUCAGGAAGCACUCGAGAGUAUGCUGGAGCUCUCAAGAGCAAUUCCUAACAUUUUGGCAUAG
This is a messenger RNA of Tuber melanosporum (Perigord truffle), 3838 nucleotides long. RefSeq lists its product as uncharacterized. The record is from RefSeq and is a predicted model, not a curated record. Gene Ontology annotation, cellular component: COPII vesicle coat; endoplasmic reticulum exit site. NCBI's taxonomy places the organism in Eukaryota, Fungi, Ascomycota, Pezizomycetes, Pezizales, Tuberaceae. Gene Ontology annotation, biological process: endoplasmic reticulum to Golgi vesicle-mediated transport; COPII-coated vesicle cargo loading; endoplasmic reticulum organization. The transcript is spliced from 10 exons. Bases 131 to 3838 code for a protein of 1235 amino acids. Gene Ontology annotation, molecular function: structural molecule activity; protein binding.